Messenger RNA from Striga asiatica, 1300 nucleotides. NCBI's taxonomy places the organism in Eukaryota, Viridiplantae, Streptophyta, Magnoliopsida, Lamiales, Orobanchaceae. The record is from the annotation of a GenBank genome assembly.
AUGCGCGGCAGCUUUGUCCACCAGCGGCGUGCACAUCGAGCCUCGAAUUUGGGAACUGAUUGGCGAUGGAACGGCUCAACAAUUGGCGGGCUUUAUCCGAGGGAGGAGGUUGAGAGGUGGUGGCUUUCGAGAGGUCUGCGUCGGGAGGUGACGGAUAAAGGUGACCAAAGGCGUCCUCAAGGCCACGCCAAGCGUGGCUUCAGUAAUUUAUUCUUAGGCAAGACAUUCAUGAUGUUUGAAGAAGAACAAGAAGACACGGAAGAAGAAGAUAAGAGAAGAAGAGAGAAAAAAUCAAUUUAUAGAAUUUGGAAUUCUGAUUUGCUUGGGAAAAUACUACAAUCUCGUUACGGAACUAUUCCGUUAGGAUUUGUAACCAUAUUCGCAGCAAUUCCAAUCGUAUCAGCCAUGGAGAAUUCAAAAGUUCAAGAGGUAAUAGAGCAGCAAGUGCUGACGGUGGCGAAGGCCGUGGAGGACAAGAUCGACGACGAGAUCGCGGCGCUGGAGCGGUUGGAUUUGGACGAUAUUGAAGUGCUGAGAGAGCGAAGGCUGCAGCAGAUGAAGAAAAUGGCGGAGAAGAGGAGACAUUGGGUCGGCCUCGGCCACGGCGAGUACUCGGAGAUCCCCAACGAGAAGGAAUUUUUCUCCGUCGUCAAGGCCAGCGAGCGCGUCGUCUGCCAUUUUUACCGCGAGAAUUGGCCUUGCAAGGUUGUAGACAAGCAUUUGUCUAUUCUGGCAAAGCAACAUAUCGAAACGCGUUUUGUGAAAAUUAAUGCCGAGAAAAGUCCAUACUUGAGUGAGAAGCUACGGAUUGUUGUUCUCCCGACCCUUGCUCUUGUGAAGAAUGCCAAAGUGGAGGAUUAUGUGGUGGGUUUUGACGAGCUUGGGGGAACUGAUGACUUCAGUACAGAGGAAUUAGAAGAGAGGUUGGCUAAAGCAAAGGUCAUCUUUUAUGAGGGUGAAUCCUCAUUCAGCACAUCCAAAUCCAAAGCCCCAACUAAGAGCGUUCGGCAAGGCUCGACUUCUUAUUCAUCUGACUCUGAAUAGACUUCUUAUUCAUCUGACUCUGAAUAGUUUUGUAUCUGUCAAUAUUUGUUGGCAAUAUUAGCUCCGCGGCUGUUGUAGUAUUACACCUCAUCACUUGGAUGGUUUAUUUCGGCAACUUCUGUCCUGAGGUGUCUAUAAUAUUUAAUACUAUGUUCACAUUGAAUGUUCAAUAUCCGCUGUAAAUCUGGGUUGUCUCGACCAUCAAUAGCUCAUGUUGAUGGUUUAUCAACCUCUGCGAAAGAGUUUUUUUUUUUUU